UGUGUAUCUUAAGAUAAAUUAUUGAAUGAACUUCAGUUCAAGUUUUAAAAUCAAUUUCAAUACUGGUUCUGGUUGUCAUCGUUAUUAUCUUAUAGUUUAAUUGUUAUUCAACAUUAUUUAAACAUCAUAAUCAGCAAGUUACUUUCGCAGUAUCGCAGUCUGAUAAUUAAACACAUUAAGUUGUUUUUGUUGAAUGGUGAAUGGUGAAAUAAAGUUCAAAAAUCACACUGCGCGGUCAUAGAACAUUGCAUUACACGGGCAAAACCUCAAAUAAUUUCAAAAUCAAUAAUUAGAAUUAGUAUAGAAAAAACAUUUAUUUCGGAGUUAAAAAUAGAAAAUAAACAUGACUAACGCAGAAUUGCGUAAAAGAAAGAAUAAACAGCACAAUGAUAGGCCAAAGAAAGGGCCAUCAAAGAAGAAGAAAGAAGCUGGUAUAUCGAUGCAUGUAUCACUGUUGUGUUUAAUUUUAAGCGGAACUGUUUUUACAGUAUUUAUAAUUUUAUACACUGAUCAAUUACCAUGGUUUAUGGCACAUAGGGCUGUUGAUAGCUUUGCAAAGAAAUUUUUAGGUAGUCACAAGCCAGUUUAUGCAGUGGUAAUGGAUGCUGGCAGCACAGGGUCUAGGGUUUUAGCAUACUCAUUUCACGAAUCCUAUUUUGGAAAUCAUUUAAUAUUAGAUAAGGAACUAUUUGAAUAUACAAAACCGGGGCUAUCUUCAUUUGCUAAAGAACCUGAAAAAGGUGCCCAAACUAUAGCCAAACUUUUAGAACACGCCAAACAGGAGAUUCCUGGCGAGUAUUGGUCCAAAACACCCCUAGUAUUAAAAGCAACGGCAGGAUUGAGGAUGCUACCGAUCCAUCAAGCAGAAAAGUUACUUGAAUCGGUAAAAGCCGUAUUCAAAACGAUGCCGUUCAUGACAAAUGAAAACUCCGUAGAAAUUAUGGAUGGUACUGACGAAGGAGUGUUUUCGUGGUUUACUGUAAAUUUUUUAUUGGAAAGGUUAAAUCAGGAUCCAGCCAAUAGCGUCGCGGCCUUAGACUUAGGUGGCGGUUCAACUCAAGUUACCUUUGCAGCAAUGACUCCAGCAAGUCUUAAAGAAAGCGACUUUAUUCAGCAGGUGGCGUCACCAAGGGGUUCUAUUCCAGUCUACACAAACAGUUUUGCUGGCUUAGGACUAAUGGCAGCUAGACAUGCCAUGAUUACUUUGAAUCAACCAGAUGCUGUGAAUGUAACCAGCGAAUGUGUAAAUCCUAUAAUAAGGAAGAAAAAAUUCCUUUAUCACGGUAAAGAAUAUUCCGUUUCCGGUCUACAAGAAAACUAUCCUACUUCAAAAGUCAGGGGUACCAAUACUCAAAUCGGUGAAACAGUUCCUAUUGUUAGUUUUCAGGAUUGUUCAAAGCUAAUUACAGACUAUGUAAAGAGCAAAGCUAGUCCCCCGCAUGAAUUACCCCUAAAAACUAUUUUUGCAUUUAGUUACUACUUUGAUAGAGCCACGGAAGUGGGACUGAUAGAUGAAGCAACUGGUGGCAAUAUACUAAUAAAAGAUUUCAAAGGAGCAGCUGAAAAAGCAUGUCAUGAAGCUAAUGCAGAUCAACCGUUUAUGUGCCUCGAUCUAACGUUUAUCUGGUCACUUCUGGAACACGGAUUUGGUUUAAAACCUGAAACUAAAAUAUUUUUACACAAAAAGAUCAACGGACACGAAAUAUCAUGGGCACUGGGUGCUGCUUACGAAGUUCUUAGAGGAAAACAAACAGUCCGAUAGAAGGGAAAGGUGUAUAGUUAACGUACAACGAGUAAUAGCACUAUAUAUUGUUUAGUAUCAAUUUUCUAUAAUAAGAACAAGAGCUUUUUCAAUGUCGAAACAACGGAAUAACGACCAAUUUUAGAUUUAGUGCUAUAUUGGAAUAUUUGAUGAAUAGUGUAUAGGAUUGAUUACUGCAUUGUGUAAGAGUUUUUAGACGUGUAUAAUAUUUUCGCUGAACAGAAAUUUUUUGUUUUGGGCUGAUUUUACCCACAAUCUCAUGUUAAGGCAUAUUCUAUCUAACUUAAAAACUCAAAUACUUUAAUUAUUAAUAAAAUUGCAUGCAAAUUCUUUAAUUUUGAAGCCAUAUAAUAGUUACAGUUCCAGGAGAAUGAAUGGAUGGUUCAAAAAGUUAUUAAUUUAUAAAAAAAAGUCGUUUUUUUUUCCAAAGUCCAUCGUUCUGCGAAAAUAAUUUCGUGAUAUUUUGUAAUAUAAUUAUCUUCUAAGAACUAAUUAAUUUUAGGUUUAUAAUAAUAUGUUAGUCUCUAUUUAAGAGGUGGGCAUUUUUUUAAUUAGCCAUCCGGAUGAAAUACAUCAACUAACGUAAGCCGGAAUUAUCGUUACUAACGAGAAGUGAAGAUUAAAUAUAGAUAUGUCCCAAAAUUAUACAUACGAAGUCUGGCUAUUAAAUAACGAGACUGCUUAUGAAAAAGAGUUUUAUUUUAAAAACUAUUCUGCAAUCGAAUGCUCUCCUUCAAUAUAUUCCCCUUGCCUUGCCAUACACCGUUCCAUUUGUUUUUUCCAUUGGUCAAAGCAAUGCUGGAAGUCUUCUUUUGUUAGAGCUUUUAGGAGCUCCGCGGUUUUUCGCUUCACCUCGUCCAUCGACUCGAACCGGAUUCCUUUUAAGGCAGACUUGAUCUUCGGAAACAGGAAAAAGUCACAAGGUGCUAAAUCAUGCGAGUACGGUGGGUGUUGGAGCACUAGACUGACUCUAGCGGCUAAAUAAUGCUUCACAGGCAGCGCGUUUCCGGCCGUUUCUUACGAUCUCGCUCUCGCAGCGUUGCCAAAAUUUUCAAAUAGUAAGUUUGGUUUACAGUUUAACCGCCUGGAACUCCUUCAGUCAUCACGAUGCCUUUAAUUUGAAGCAUCUUUGCUUUUUUCAUUCUUGGCCAUGCAGGAGUUUUUCAGUGCAUGGAUUGUCGCUUAGUUUCAGCAUCGUAUUGGAAUAUCCAAGUUUUAUCGUAGCUGAUGAUGUUUUCCAUUAAUUCAGGCUCUUCAUGUAACCUCUUAAGAAAAUCUGAGCAGAUCUGUUGACGGACGAGCUUUUGGUCAGGGGUCAAAUUUUUUGGGACCAAUUUCGCAUAGACUUUCUUCAUAUUCAAUUCGUCAUGUAAAAUUUUUCUGACAUUUUCUUUAUCGGCGUGUAUAGUCUCAGCAAUCAUCCGAAUGCUCAUACGACGAUCUCAGCGCACAAUUUCUUUUAUUUUGGUCACUUUUUGCGGAGUUAAAACAGACAGCGACCUGUACGUUGGUCAUCUUUGGCGCUCUCUCGGCCUUUAGCAAAUCGUUUAUACAAUUUGAAAACACGCGCAUGAGAUAGAGAAUUCUCACCAUAGGCCUCUUUCAACAAAUUAUAGUUCUCGGCAAAUCCGUUGCUCAUGUUUUUCGUCACACAUUGUUAUAGGCACGAGAAAAAAACACGUUUUUUUCUAACCUCUACACAAAAAAUACUACAGCGACAAAAACGUGUUUUUGUACUGGAAGAGUACACACUUCGUUUCGUAUUCGUUUUCCACUCUUCCCCUCUAGGACGCCUUCUGCGCGCGCAGUCUCGUUAUUUAAUAGAUAGACCUCGUAUAGUUUUAUGGUUCUAUGGUUGUUAAUUUCGAUAUCAUCUCGGCCAAUUUCAAAACUGUUGUGGGCCGAUUUUGUGUCAUCUACAUAUGUACGCUAAUUUUUUUAUUAAACUAUAUUUUCCAUCAAACAAUCAGUAUUGCGUUAACCCUUAUUCUUACGAUACCCUCCAUAGAUAUAUCGCCCAUCGAAACUCAAUGCAAUGAUUAGUAAGCAAUUAUACGCAACUGACUUUUAGCUCAUUAUAAGCUCGUAUAAUUACCCAUUACUCAUUGCAAACGAUUAUUUUUCUCACUGAAUCAAAGUAUUAGAACAGACCACGAUGAAAGAUAUACAAUGAAAUAUCUAUAUAGUUUUUUGUACGUACAUUAGAGAAGAAAAGUAAUAACGUUAAUUUUGCACAACGUAUUUGAAACAUUAUUUGAUUAAACAAACUGAAUUUAGUGAUCGGCUUUAAGACUAAAUACGGCAUUUGUCUAACAUCGAUAGCGGUAUAUACUUGUAGGUAACUGUAUCUCUUGACAUUCCUGUAUGAAAUAUAUAUUUUUUAAUUGUUUGAAGUUGUUAAUUUCAAUUAUUGAUUUUGUUUUACUGUGUGAUUUUUAUAAAUAAUUUUAAGGAUAAUUCCAAUAUGGCACUACCUUAUGCCAAUUUAAAUGUACAUAUAUCCUUUUGACGGAAUAGAUGUUUCUGCUUGAGCUGUGAAAAUGUAAUACUCAAAUAGACCUAUUAAGGAAAAGGAAACGAAGAUAAACGGCAAACAAAAAGAAAUUGCAUAAAAUGCAAGAAGAUUUUAAGAGUGUAUUAAUCUCCUAUAAUAAAUAAGAUCAUUCAUAAAACUAAAACAGCCGCUAAAAAGAAAGGGCGAGGAGAAACACAAAGAAGAAAUCAAAAGAAGAAUCUUUCUAAUAACAUUAACAUCUAGCUUUAAAACAAAGCAAAACUCAAAAACAUUAACCUAUUCAAACAUAACCUUUACAUAAACGUAAGAGUAAAUUUACUGUCAAUAUUUUAACACACAGCACUGUAACAACUGUUACGGUUCUGUGACUCAAACUGUUUGUGUCAGUUUGUUGAUAACACCAAGUCGUAUCAGACUAAAUCUAAGACCAAGUCCUAUCAUGACAGAACUAACGCCAAGUCUAGGUACGUUUAUGUAACUCUUAAAUAGGUUGAAGUUUGAUAUGUCUGUAUACAAAAUUACCAAAAAUAAAAAAAUUGUAGUUACGUUCGUGUGACUCCAAGUCUCCGAAUUAUUAUAAAGUUUAAAAAUGCUCAAACUGUUUUUGUAGCAUAUGUAAGUUAAAUAUAAUAUUUAUAUUAAAAAGCUAUUUCUUGAAAAUGACAAGGUUUUGGAUACAUUUAACGACAUUCGUGAUACUUAUAUAAUUGCGUUUCGUAAUUGACAAAGUUCGUAGUGUUGUUUUAAGUACAUAAUUAACAGAAAAUUGAUACUAUUAUAGACUCAUCGACAAAAAUAAUAUGUGCCUUAUACGUAAAAGAGAGUGAUAAAAAAAUUAGGUGUAACAUGAUUUUUUUUAUUAGCUAAUCAUAAAUUUGUGCUAGUAUAGAAAAGCUUGGUAAGAAUAUUCUCGCAUAUUCUAGCCCCAAGUAUACGAGUACUAUUUUUUGAUAAUUUUGUACGUUUUUAUAAUUAUAUUAAUACAAUUAAGUUACGCCUGAUGAGUCCUAUAACUCUCUUUAAAAUGUUUGUUGUUUUGUUAUGUUUAUUGGCUGUGCAGUUAUUCCAUUCUUUUGAGUGUACGUCAAUGAUUUAAUAAAUUUUUCCAAUGCUU
Diabrotica balteata is the source of this 5391-nucleotide messenger RNA. Lineage: Eukaryota; Metazoa; Arthropoda; Insecta; Coleoptera; Chrysomelidae. The record is from the annotation of a GenBank genome assembly.